Messenger RNA from Papilio polytes (common Mormon), 820 nucleotides. RefSeq lists its product as uncharacterized. NCBI's taxonomy places the organism in Eukaryota, Metazoa, Arthropoda, Insecta, Lepidoptera, Papilionidae. The transcript has a single exon. The record is from RefSeq and is a predicted model, not a curated record. The annotation marks the transcript as partial.
AAAGCAUCACUCGUUACUUCAUCCCAGGAAAACAAUUACGGAAGAACAGCAGCAGAGAGAGAAUACACACACCCAUGAGAGUAAAAAUAUUACCACACAUUUUAUAAAACAUGAACCUGGUCAAGUACUGUUGGCUACAGCACUGGUAGAUGUCUCUCAGGAGAAUGGCCAAACACACGUCUACCGUGCCUUGCUAGACCAGGGUUCACAGGCCUCGUUCGUAACUGAGGACUUUGUUAAGUCCUCAGGUCUGAAGCGAUUUAAAAUCAACGAUGAGGUCAUCGGACUCGGUGAAGAGAGCGGAUUACGUAUGAAAAACGUAGUCGAGUUAAGAUUACGCUCAAGAGUUGAUCCACACUUCACGAUGUCCGUAAAAGCAUAUGUCUUGAAGAGUAUAACGAACAACCUACCUUCACAAAUAUGUACCAUCACGGACUGGUCGGAACUACAUACCAUCGCCUUAGCAGAUCCAACAUUCAACGUGCCUAAUAAAAUAGAUAUGUUACUUGGGGCUGAAGUUUAUUCAAAUGUAAUAGAUCACGGUUUGUUGAGGAGUUCGACAGGAACUAUUGCACAAAAAACGAAAUUGGGUUGGGUUCUAUCUGGAAAUGCAACAGCGACCCCCUCCGGAAGAUCAUAUACCCGAGUUGUAAAUGCUGACAACACACAACUGCGGGAGUUACGACACCGGGGGUGGGAGCGUAAUCAAAAGAAAGAGAAGACACAAUCUGGAAGGGUUGACAUUAAUAUACCAUGGUGGGCGGUGAAGAACAGAGUUCUUGGUGGGCGGAAUGUUGGCGUCGUUUCUGCUCCGCCCUAA